GGAAAAACAAGCGUCCAUUUUCUACAGAAAUCAGUCUCUGUCUUGACAUUUUGACAUUAUCAAAGAAAUUGCAUGAAUUACUCAUAUUUUUUACUGAAAUACAUGUUGAAGUGGUUAAUAUUUGACCGUUUAUUAUUAAGGUAAUCGAAAAAACUGCAAUAAAAUGAAAAAUACGUGACAUCAAAUAUAUAAAUCACAUGAUAAGUUCUUGCGAUCCUAAUAUGACAAGGUCUGUUACAAAAUAUUGGUAACUCGAGCCAGUCUGGCAUUGUUUUUGUCUAGUUAAACCACUUCUUCGAUGGUGUUUAGUGAUUUUAUAACAUCGAUUAUCAAGUUCAAGUGGAGAUGGUUCGAGCCAAUAGCUUGAUGGCAGCCCAGGAGGGUGUGAAGACCCCCCACCGCAUUGAACUAUGCGAAGAGAAGCCUGUCAGACCUACGCGCAACUAUAGAAAGCGCAGGAUAAUAUCUGCAGUACAGCCAAAGACUGAGAAUGCAGUAAAUUCAGAACCUCCAGUGAAGAAGGUUGAAUUAAGGUCUAAGCCACUGAAGACUAGCAACGGUAUUACAAAUAUGACGAACGGGCACACGCUGAGGUCGAGAGCGGCGCGCGCAGCCGCCCGAGCUGCCGAGAGUCAUAAACUUACUGAAUACUUCAAGGAAGAGCUGAAGAGUCCUAAAGUGGAACCUCCACCGUCGCCGCCACCGAUAGAGAAAACCAUAACCAAAUUGGAAAAAGUUGUGAAUGGUGAUUCCAACCACAAGUUAACAGAAUACUUCCCAGUUAGACGUAGUGUAAGGAAGACAUCGAAAUGUGUCAUGGCAGAGAAGAUGCGGGACUUAGAGCGGGCUGUGAGAGAACAGAGGGAAGAUGGACUGCAAGUGGCAUAUUUCGAUGGCAAAGGGCGCGGUGUGAUAGCGACCCGUCCGUUCGGUCGCGGACAGUUCGUGGUGGAGUACGCUGGCGAACUGGUGGGCGUGGCGGAGGCGAGGGAGCGGGAGCACAAGUACGCACAGGACCCCGAGGCCGGCUGCUACAUGUACUACUUCAGACACGGAGACCAACAGUAUUGUAUCGACGCGACAGCAGAGUCAGGUCGGCUAGGUCGGCUGGUGAAUCACUCGCGCAAUGGCAACCUGUCGACCAAGGCGGUGUGGGUGGACGGGCCGCGGCUGGUGUUGCUGGCGGCGCAGGAUAUUGCGCCGGGCGAGGAGCUCACCUACGACUACGGGGACCGCUCCAAAGAGUCACUACAGCAUCAUCCCUGGCUCGCACUCUGACCUGGGUGAGCCAUACACACUUUAAUAAUAAUUACUAAGAAGUAUGGUCGACAAAAAUCUCAUUGGACUACUAAGAAUUAUUUAUUAAUUUAGCCUUAGAUACUAUGAAGUUUGUUUGUUAUAAAGUUUUAUGUUGAUUGGACAUUGAUGUGUUUAGUAGUGAGACAAGUGGCCUAACACUUUGGACGCUAUGACGGAGUGGUCGGAUCACGAUAAUUAAACUGCCUUAAACCACUCGUGGUUAUGUGACUAAGAUAUGGAAAUAAAUAAAGACAACUAUGUAAAGAGGUUGCGUCAAAGCAGUUGCAGCUGUCAAGGCUCGGAUACCGGUUAAAUUUUCAAACCGUUAUUAUGUACUUGUACGCAAAACCUUUACAUUGGGUUUCGUUCGCGAAACCGGUUUUUUUAAACCGGUAUUUGGAACAGUAUUUUCAUAAAGGUUUUUUCGGAUUAACCGGUUUAGAGCAAUAAAAACCGGUUAAUACGACGCACAUCAAAGAAACGCCGCGCGCUGUUCAGCUUAUUUCAAUAAUAAUAUUUCAACGCGUGUACCGACAUGCCCCUCGUCGAAUAAACCGGUUAAUUUAGGUUAAAAUAAAGUUCUUUAAUGUUCACGUUCUUAAGAAAAGUUCGGAGGAAAACCGAUAUAAACCGGUAUUAACCGGUAUUUUUUAAACCGGUUCCGAGCCUUGGCAGCUGGCUAUGUUCAGUGCUGUUGGCAUUGGCCAUAUUAUUAAAAAUAUAUCCAGGUGACUGAAAUUAAAGCUAUUUUUGCAUAAUACCUCAAAAAUGAGAAAGACAAAAAUAACAACAUAACUAAACAACUGGAUUGACGAUCUCUGAGAACCAAGAGCUGUCAGAAUUUUUGUAAUAAGGAUGUUGAGUUUAUUAUGUGUUGUCGUUUUGUAGUAUUAAAGUGUGCAACAGUAUUUCAUGUUUGUUUUGUGAUGGGAAUAAUCUCAGACUCAUAGACAACUAAUGUUUACUGCUUAGUUUUAAUUCUCGGGUUUAAAGUGUGGACAGGUUUGAGUUAUAUAAACAACACCCCCUGUAGAAAAUAGAAAUGUAUAAUGACCUAUACGAAUGUUAUUUGGGGGUUGAGAAAAAAUGUGGAAUUUAUGUAAAAUGCUCAGUGGAUGUAAAGUUCUGCAAACGUUAUGUUGGAUAGUACUGAGGUUGUCUUAUCUAAGUAAAAGUUUCUAAACGAUAUAUUAUGUAUUGCUAUAUUAGCGAUACAGUUUACAUCCACUGAGUAAAAAUGACACUUUCAACUAGGUAUCUUAAAACAGGGAUAUAUUGUUAAACCAAAUUGUUCCAAUUUUAUAUGAGCUAUUUUGGGUAGACUAAGUCCAUUGUUAGAGAUAUCAAGUAGAUAGUUCAAUUGAUAGGAGAAUGUUGCAGUGUGCCUCAAGUACUGGCCAGUACCAGCCAAGUACUUGGUAAACGGAAGCAACGAUUGACACGGCUAAGCACGGUACGAUUGUAUUUAAUCGACGAUGUCGAGGUGAGACAAGCUCUCAGUAGUUGGGAUAUGCAAAUGCUUUGAUUGCAGAGUAUGCUCUCAAAAUAUCCGUACUUUACGAGCGAUAUAACAUGUAACCAGUGGGUUGACCGUGGUUUGAAUAUAAUUUCAAUGUUUCUAGGAAAUAUGACUUUGAUUAAUGUCAGUUCCUAGUUGUCGAUCUCUUCCAUGUCGCGUUAAUUACUAAAAUGUUUCUUUAGCAUUGAUGAAUGAUGCCUAUAAGGUACAAAUUGACCAAGACAUAAUGCUGGUUGCAGACUGUUCCAAUGUCAGACUUGCUAGCAGCCACGAUACAAACUCGGUCACGACACAAACUCGAAUAGUUUUCGUAUUUAUAAUUAGUUUUAAUUUUUAAGAUAAGUGAAAUGUUUUCAGAAAGACGGUGAGGUUGUAAGAGUUGCUCAUUGUAUUAAAGAUAUUUUUUAAAUAUUGAUUCCUAAAUUUGUCCAAAGUCAGAAUAUGUACUACAUUUUAUUUAAUUCCUUCAUUUUGAUUAUAAUUCAAUAUCAUUUGGAAAUAGUGUUGUAUUCAUUUAUCAAAUGAUGCUGCGAUUGCCCACCGAAGUGAGAAAUUAGGCUUCCAUCCAUUGUUACAUCACAGAACACCACUAUAGCAAUAACAUAGGUACUUUAAUACUUCUAGAAUAUUAGGCUCCAUUUCACUAUUUAAUAUGUGAUGAAUACGAACACUCCAGACAUGACAGAGAACAAUUAUUUUUUAAUAUUAGAUAUUUGAACCAGUUUCGGUAGUAAGUAAUUGUAUAACAAAUACACCAAACAAUACACAUACAUAUAGAGAUAAUUUUAUAAAAUAAUCGUAUUAAACGCGUUGAGUGCAAAAAGAUACCCUAAUAUAAUAAUCCAUGAAUGAAGCAACUAUAUUAUCAAGUCGCGUAUUGAGUACAUCAGGUGAUACGCUUACCUUAGCUCGUAAGUCCAAAAUGGCAUGAAUAAAUUAGCCAAACUAUAUUGGGCAUAAGUAAAGAGUUAGGUAAUUAAAGUAAUAAAUUUAAAUAUUUUACUAUGAAUUAAAUCAUACAGUUUCUUGAAUGUGUAAUGUCUACGAGACUUGUGUAGGUGAUUAUAAGCGUAUGUGUGAUAGAGAAUGUAUCCUCGAUAGUAAGUAAAUACGAUACAAAUAUGGAGUGUUGAAGCAGGGGAACAUGCGCCCGACCUCGGUGCAAGCGCCUUAUCGUCUGACCUGUCAGGGACGCGAGUUUGAUACAUGUCAUGUCAAAAUUUGAAGGGAAUUUGUAAUUUUUAUAUGUAUCGUAGUCUAUGAUUGUAAGUUAUGCAGCUGGUGGGCAGCAGUGGUCACCAAAAGAGUAAAUAAAUUAAAUAAAUAAUUAUUGUUAAUGAUAAUAUUGUAGUCUGGGGUAGCCGGCCCUUGUAGCUUUGUAAAAUUCAGCGUUGUUUAUUAGUUUCGGCCGGCCAAAAUUCAAUAUGUUAAUUUAUAUUAUAAGAUUAUCAAAAUUAACGUGUAGCAAAUGAAUGUUAUGGCUGGCGACCCUUAUAAGAAUAAUGUUAUUGUACCGAUCGUGCACUUCAUUUUUUCUACUUGACAUAGGUUAAUGUAGCUGGAUCGUAAACGUAGUCAGUAUAUAAUGAUACGCUUGCCGCAUUAUGAUGCCAAAUAAGAGAUCACAAAGUGAAAGAAUGAGUGUAGUGGUGCAGUCGAUAGCCUUCCCCGAAUCCAGCCACAUUACUGCGUUAUACGUUAGUGUUGCUUCGUAGUUCCUACUCCCUCUAACUGUUACUAAGUGACUUCCUAAACCUAACCUACCUACUCUAUAUUGUUGUGUACCGCGCUGCUAGGUACUUCUUAUAUUUCAAUAUCUGACGUUGACUAGUGACGCUUACGUAAAACUCGUUCAUUGCAAACUUCCUUAGGUAUACAAUAAUCUACCUUAUUUUUCAAAUAUUAGGAACUAGGAUAAACAAAUCAUUUAUUUGAAUAUUACUAUUUUAAUGCGUUUUGUUUCAUUCAAAUAAUGUUUGAUGUUGCUAUUUUAAUCAGUUUUCUCGGCAGAUUUUUUUGCCUGUUUACAUGUUGCGGUAACAUAACUGUAUUUACGAAAUGCUGUCAUCAUUUUUACCUAAUUAUAUCAUGGUGAUGGCUGUAGUAUUGAUAUUCUUGUUAUGUUUGUAUAUCUGCCUUGUAGAUAUUUGAUGACUAGAACAAAGAAUCUACUGAUUAAAAUGGAUUAUAGACAUUAUGAUAUUAUUUAAAUCUAUAUAAAAAAUUAGUUAUUUGAAGAUAAGCAAAAGAAGUAACUACAUCCGACACAAGCUAAAGGACACAUGACAUAAAACUAUGUCAUUGUCGGUCAAGGUUAAUAAUGAGGUAACCAGCCAGGUAAACCAAAGAAAGUGACGAACUUGUGUCCUCGUGCCCUCUAUUCCCUAGCUACCUCUUCUGUAGAGGCUAGACGAAUUAUCCAUUUGUAAUGAAAUAUGAUGUAAUGUAAAAAAUAUCUAGUGCCGCGAUCAUUAAUAAUUGUGCACCGCGCCCGACGGGCCGUGUUUUUAUUUAGCGCUUAUAUUGUUGAUGAAUAACUAAUAUAAUUCUUAGAUAGAUAAGUUAUUAUUUAUAAAUAAUGAAUUUAUGAUGUAAAUGAAGUUAUUGUUAGACAUUCUCCACUGCUUUCGUAACUGCUGUCUAGUUGAGUACAUUAGGGUGUUAUAUUACAAAAUGUGCUUUAUACGUAAGUUGUAAUACCUAAGUAGCAGUUGUGCAGUGGACGUCAAUUUAAAUUUCAUGUUAAAUUUUAUUCUCUUCAUAUUACACAAUGAUGUAUAUAAGUAUAUGAAUGCCGAUAGUGACCGAAUAAAGUUUUGAAUACAAAGAUAUAUUUUUAUAAAACCGUCGUUAAUUUUCCGAAUACUUUUAUAGGACACAUUUUAUAUUCCUUGUGAAAUAUGAAGCGAUGGGAUUGCAAAGGAUUGGAACUAUGAUUAUUAUGACAGUAUUGUUAACGGCUAUUUUCCUAAGUAGCGGUGUUAUGAGACUUAAUAAUUUAUUUUAAAUAAAUGCGGGCCGCCACACUGCCCUAAUAUUAAUCAGUAGUGAUCGAGAAUUGGGUGAAAUAUAAAAAAUGAACUGUAA
Spodoptera frugiperda (fall armyworm) is the source of this 5905-nucleotide messenger RNA. RefSeq names its product histone-lysine N-methyltransferase PR-Set7 (gene Set8). The record is from RefSeq and is a predicted model, not a curated record. Bases 346 to 1278 code for a protein of 310 amino acids. NCBI's taxonomy places the organism in Eukaryota, Metazoa, Arthropoda, Insecta, Lepidoptera, Noctuidae. Gene Ontology annotation, molecular function: protein binding; histone H4K20 methyltransferase activity. The transcript has 6 exons.